Messenger RNA from Vespula vulgaris, 2098 nucleotides. It is a transcript of the gene Nsun5, whose product is annotated as 28S rRNA (cytosine-C(5))-methyltransferase. The record is from RefSeq and is a predicted model, not a curated record. Gene Ontology annotation, biological process: rRNA base methylation. The coding region runs from base 144 to 1754 and encodes 536 amino acids. Lineage: Eukaryota; Metazoa; Arthropoda; Insecta; Hymenoptera; Vespidae. The transcript is spliced from 7 exons. Gene Ontology annotation, molecular function: methyltransferase activity. Gene Ontology annotation, cellular component: nucleolus.
UAGUGGGGGGAAAGCUUCACUAUCGCUUGUAGUUCAUAUUUUGUCCAUAGCUGUCGCUGAAAUUUUAUACGUUACGAGCAAAAAGUAGCGAACAACCUUAUUGCUUUAAUUACUUGGAGUCUUAUGACAGUAUUAGGUGUAAUAUGUCUAAAGGAUUUGUACAUUCUGUAAAAGUUCCUAGGCUUUAUAAAAUAGCUUCGAAAAUUGUACGAGAUGUUCAAGAGAAUGGAGCCAGUUUGAAAACAUUAAUUUUUUCCGAAAAGCAUCCUAAUGUAUCUGGAUUGUAUGCUUUAACAUUAAAUACUCUACAAAAAAGUGAUCAAUUAAAUCAGCUUAUUAAUGAAACCAAAAUACUUUUAAAUGAACCACGUUUCGAUCCUUGGUUAGCCAGAAUUUUAAUAACAGAACUUAUUUGGGGAAAGCAACGGUUAACCGGCAAUGCUAAACCUGUUGAAACAGUACUGAAUUAUGAAAGUCGUUUACGCGAUGCAUUGAAGAAUAUUAAUGCGUCUGACAUAGCCAUACCUCAAAAAACAGUAUCCAAACCAAGAUAUGUUCGUGUAAAUACUUUGCUGUUAUCAGUUAACGAAGUUGUACAAAAUUUUGAAUACGAAGGAUGGUCUUUAGUACUCGAAUAUACAGAUUACUCAUCUUAUUUGAAAUUAAUAUCAAAUUUAUCAGAACCGUACUUUACUAAAGAUUAUCACAUACCCGAAUUGCUUGUUUUUCCACAUGGAACGUCAUUUUUUAAUCAUCCGAGUUACAAAAAUGGGGAAGUUAUAUUGCAAGAUAAGGCAAGUUGUCUUCCCUCAUACCUCCUAAAUCCACCAAUUGGGUCUGUUGUUUUGGAUAUGUGUGCAGCUCCAGGGAUGAAAACCUCGCACUUGGCUGCCAUAUUACAAAAUCGGGGAACUAUUUAUGCUAUUGAAAUUGAAAAGAGAAGAUAUCAAACGCUAUGCGAAUUAUUAACAACGACUAAUUCUCAGUGUGUUAGGACUAUGAAUAAUGAUGCUUUGAGCAUUGAUCCAAGUCAUUGUCCAAACGUUGAAUAUAUUUUAGUUGAUCCUAGUUGCUCCGGUUCAGGUAUUGUUGAUAGACCAAAAGUGGGUAAUAAGGAUGGUAAAUAUCAGCUAGGACGUUUAAAAAAUUUACAAGCAUUCCAAGUAUUUCUUUUACGGCACGCUCUAUUAAAUUUUCCAUCUGUAAAAGGAGUUGUUUAUAGUACUUGUUCCAUAAAUCGAGAAGAAAACGAAGACGUAAUAGAUGAAAUUCUAACUAACGUUGGAGAUGCGUAUAAGCUUGUAUCGAUCGAAAAGUUACUGAAAAAAGAUUGGAUAAAUUACAGUUCAGAGGAUAGCGGUUGUGGGAAAAAAUGUAUUUAUGCUAAACCCCAAAUAGAUCUGUGUAAUGGUUUCUUUGUUGCUUUAUUUAAAAGAAAUUUUGAUGUUCCUUUACCGGCAUAUAUUCCUCGGACGUAUGAUAUGUUCAAAGGAGCGGAAUGUAAAAGUUUGAACGAAAAGGAAAAAAAGGAUAAUCAAGAGAACAAUGAAGAUCGGUACAAUGGUUCAUCGUCUAAAAAGAAAAAAAAACGUAAGAAAAAGAAACGCGCGGAUAGCGCCGCGGAGAGACAAGAAGAAUGCGUUGAUAUCGAAGAAAUUGAUGAUAAAGAUGACGCAAUUAUUUCUCAAGGAUCAUCGAAAAGAAAACGUAAAAGUACUUCCAAGGAUAUUUUGAUGAAGAAAUCAAAAACAUAAGCAAUCUGUAAGAUCUCUGUAUAUGAUGUUAUACAGGAUGUACAUUAAACAUAGAUUAACCUUGCUUCUGAGCAAGUUCUUUAGCCUUGGCUUUCUCCAGUUUUGCUAUUCGAGCAGCAGAUUUGCUACCCAACAAACCACCUCCCCAGUGACGUCUAAUCUCGUCCUGUCGAUCAUUGAAGUUCGUUUUAAUAGCUUCUACUAUUUUGGAGAAGUUUGCUCUAUCACCGGAAUCAACCUAUGAAACAAAUAAUAAAAUAUUUUAUACGAGCAAUAGCAAAUUCAUCUAUUACUGUAUUUUCAUCAUAAUAAAAUGUCAGAAUAUUAAGUUUUUUAUAUCAUAA